Messenger RNA from Prunus armeniaca (apricot), 258 nucleotides. The record is from the annotation of a GenBank genome assembly. NCBI's taxonomy places the organism in Eukaryota, Viridiplantae, Streptophyta, Magnoliopsida, Rosales, Rosaceae.
AUGGUGGACUUUGCAUUGCCUGAGGAUCUGAAGAUGAAAAUACUAGAGUUAGUAGGUUCCAAUGUGCAACUGACGCUCGUUUGCGAUUUGACAUUUUGUGAGCACGAUUUUGGCAAUCGUUUGGUGCUAGUGCUACCCGAGUCUUUGUCUGGCGUGCCAAUCAACCUUAAGAAAAGGCAGUUGCUUACCGUACGGAUGAUCAGACCCACUGGUGGACCCAGGAAAUUUUUGGAGAAGGGGAAAAAUUUGAAAGGCUAA